AAGAGAUCAAAAAAAAAAAAUCUCAAACGGCAAAGUCAAAAAAAUACUACUACUCCGACACGAAAAACAAACAGAAAAUCGGGGGAAAAAAAUCUCUGUCCAUUCGUUCGCUUCUCCCAUGGCGGCGAUCUCGCGCGCGAUCCGGGCGUGCGCCGCCGCGGGGUCCCGGCGGAGCAUGGCGUCGUCGGCGAAGGAGGUGGCGGCGGCCGGGGCGCGGGCGGCGGCGGCGGUGGCGCGGCGCGGGCGGGAGCGGGAGCGGGAGGAGGACGGGAGGCGCGUGCAGUGGGUGUUCCUGGGCUGCCCCGGGGUGGGGAAGGGCACCUACGCCAGCCGCCUCUCGCAGAUGCUCCGCGUGCCCCACAUCGCCACCGGCGAUCUCGUCCGCGACGCCCUCGCCUCCCCGGGCCCCUUCUCCGAGCAGCUUGCGGAGAUUGUGAAUAAUGGAAAGCUAGUGUCGGAUGAGAUCAUAAUAAAUCUUCUGUCAAAGCGGCUUGAAGAGGGAGCAGAAAAGGGUGAGCUGGGCUUCAUCCUUGAUGGUUUUCCAAGAACCAUAAGACAAGCGGAGAUACUUGAAGGAGUCACGGAUAUUGAUUUGGUCAUCAACCUCAAACUCCGAGAAGAGGCUCUGCUUGCAAAAUGCCUUGGUAGAAGGAUGUGCAGCCAGUGUGGUGGAAAUUUUAAUGUAGCGUCCAUUGAUAUGGAGGGCGAAAAUGGUGGUCCUCGAAUGUACAUGCCUCCACUACUGCCUCCUCCACAGUGUGAAUCAAAGUUGAUAACUAGGCCUGAUGAUACUGAAGAGGUGGUAAAGGAGCGAUUGCGUGUUUAUCAUGAUUUGUGUGAGCCAGUGGAGGACUUCUACAGAGCACGUGGUAAACUAUUGGAGUUCAAUCUACCAGGAGGAAUUCCAGAAUCAUGGCCGAAGUUACUGCAAGCAUUGAAUUUAGACCCUGGCAAUGAAAGAUCUGCAGCAGCAUGAUUUUUGCUUUAGGAAUGUUCGUUAUGUAUUUGUAGCCCUACGCCAGAAGUAGUUAAGUAAUGAGUAUUCCUUGUACCUCUAGAAGUAGUUCAAUCGGGUUACCAAAAUUAUAUUGAUAUAGCACUCAAUUGUAUAGGUGAUUCAUCAUCGAUCUUGCAUGAUGCCAUGAUCGAUGAGUGUGCUGGUUGUUAUUCUUAAAUGAGAAAGCUUCCAAUAAACCAAUACACAUUUAUUUGUAGCCAACUAUGCUUGUUGAAAGCAACACAAGGCAAGCCUUGUGAUGACAGUAAUAUUUUCCUUGCAACUAUGCCUGUUUGAAAGCAAUACAGAGCAACCAUUGUAAUGAAAUUCUGGUGCUAUUGACA
Oryza sativa Japonica Group (Japanese rice) is the source of this 1341-nucleotide messenger RNA. Lineage: Eukaryota; Viridiplantae; Streptophyta; Magnoliopsida; Poales; Poaceae. The record is from RefSeq and is a predicted model, not a curated record.